GAUACGUGUGCCCACGUUAUAAACAGUGUAUGUUAGUAUUUAUAAAGUUUCUCAAGGAAAAUCUCGCUGUGAAUCGCCCAACUCGCGACAGCGCGAUUUUAUAUAUUUUUUCGAAUAUCACAAAAUCGUUGCUAUGACAGUAAGAUCAUCAGCUGAUAGUGAGCUUAUCCGAGAAUUUCGAGUGAUAAGAGAUGCCAUCUGUAUCGGUCCAUAUACUUUUCAGUAUAAGCAAUAGGAUCAGUGUCAAUCGGGUAGUGUAGCUAUACGCGACUAUUAUUUUUUGGUUUAUAGUGCUCAAAAAAUGGAGAGACAAAAUUCGCAAGUGCCUCCUGACGGGGGUUGGGGUUGGAUGGUGGUGUUCGGCGCCGCUCUUAUUAACAUGGUGAACCAAGCCAUGUUUGCCAACUUCGGUUUGAUAUUCGGAGAGUACUUAAAAGAAAUCGGUGGCGGCCAUGCCACCGGCAUAACCCUAGUUUUAGCUUUAAGUGUAGUAGUGACGAACUUUGCGGGAUUAAUAGUGGGACCUUUAUUAAAAAUAUUGGAAAUUAGGACUUUUACUUUAAUUGGUAUCGGUUGUGUAGGCACCGGUAUGAUCAUUUCGAGUUUCGGCACUGCUACGUGGCAUAUUGUCAUUGGAUACAGUGUAAUGACGGGUUUUGGAUUAGGCCUAUUGGCUUCGGGGACAUUUUUAAUAAUCAAUGAUUAUUUCACAACAAAAAAGAGUACGGCUGUGGGAAUCUCGAUGGCGGGUACAGCUAUUGGACAAAUGACUAUGCCCUUGUUUAUAGGAAUGCUGUUAAAGAAGUAUGAAUACAGUGGUACAACAUUUAUUUUAGGAUUUAUAAGUUAUUCUGGUGCUAUCGGCGCUUUAUUUUUUAAGCCUAUUUUAUGCUGCAAAAAGUGGGGACCUGCUGAACAAGUUGCUGCAAUAGAGAAGGGACCAGAAAAGGAGAAAAUAAACUCAGUUAGUACUAUUCCUAAGCCCGAAGAAGAAAAAUUACUGAAAGUGCCAAAUGGUGAGCGUAAAGUUUCGAUUGAAGAACGAAAUGGACACCCUGAAAGGAAAAUAUCCAGUGGAGAGUGGAAAAACAACGCCGAACGAAAACUCUCAAAAAGUGAAGGGGGAACUAGAGGAAUGAUAAAGUCUUACAGUCAAGCUAUGAUUAAGGACCACGUAGAAGUCACCUAUAAAGAGUCAGCUAUUGAAAUGGCGAGUAGUCAGUUCCAAGUAAAUAAAGAUGAGGAAAAACACCAUUGGCUUCGUAAAGUAUCCAAAGCAUUAGGGUUUGAACUUCUUAAAGAUCCAGUGUACGUUCAUAUAGUAGUAGGUUUAGGUUUAGUCUAUGUAUCAACAGUAUCCUUUGGUGCCUUCUUUCCCAUAUUCCUCCAGGAUGAAGCAAAUUUGAACAUGUUACAGACAACAACAACUAUGACCUCGUUGUCUUCCGCUGACGUCCUGGGAAGAGUGACAGCCUCAGAGAUUUGUAGAAGACUGAAGAUGAGUAAUAGGAAAACUUUUAUGUUUGGUGCUGCGCUUUUAGCUAUAAUGAGAUCAGUUGAAGUUUUGAUGCCCAAUUACCUUUCUUUGGCAAUAGUGGCCUUCAUCGUAGGAUAUUUCCGAGCGAUUGCUGUGAUAAACCAAAAUUUGGUCAUUUCCGAAUAUAUUCCCAAGGACAAGUUGCCCUCUGCUGUGGGACUUAAUAUGGUGACGAAAGCAUUGCUGUCAUUCACUGUUGGACAAGGAUUAGGAUUAUUAAAAGACAUUUGGAGUUACGCUAUUUGUAUUCACACUCUAAAUGUUAUAUCACUUAUCGUCAUCGUAUCGUGGUCCAUAGAAAUAUUCAUCAGGAGGAUGCGAUCGAAGAAGCCGGAACAAACAGAAACCAAACCAGCGGAAGUCAACAGCUAAUGUGACCAAUAGACUUCUUAAAUAUUAUUAGUGACUUCUGUGAUUAUAUAUACAGGGAGGGUGAAGAGACACUCUACUAUAAGAAGAAAAACUUAUAUUUUUUACCUCUAUGUUUGGAAGUAGUUUUUUGGUGGACAAACUAAUUCGACAAUAUUUAGUCAGUUCUUGUUAAUUGUAAAAUGUUUGUUAGUAGAGCUCCAACUGAACUGUAUAAGAAUGAUAUUAAACGUAUUUUUCUUUU
Molecule: messenger RNA, 2150 nt
Organism: Diabrotica balteata
Lineage: Eukaryota; Metazoa; Arthropoda; Insecta; Coleoptera; Chrysomelidae
Source: the annotation of a GenBank genome assembly